CACUCACGACCCACUUGGCACUUGGCGCACAGUAAAGGAGACAGGACAAUAGGGCCACUUGACCCCACUCUGCCACCACCACCACAAACCACCCCGAACCACACAAAAAGUCUGGAAAAUAAAUACACCGCUAUCGCACACACCCCGCCAACCCCGUUUCUACAUCUACAUCUCCACACACACACACACUCGCAUCGCACGCAUCGCACACACCCCAUAAGCAAUCAUGUCCAACGACACUCAGCUCAAGCGCGUCCUCGUCACGGGCGGCCUCGGAUACAUCGGAUCGCACGUCGUCCUCAGCCUGCUCCUCUCGCAGCGCUACCUCCCCAUCGUCAUCGACAACUGCCACAACGCCUUCCCCGAGGCCGUUAAGCGCUGCGCCGAGAUUGCCCGCGAUGAGCUUGGCCCCAACGCGCCCCAGCCCCUGUUCCACCGCGCCGACCUCCGCAACGCCGCCGAGAUUGACGCCGUGUUUGAGAAGUACGCCGCCGACGGCGGCAUCUGGGGCGUUGUCCACCUCGCUGCUCUCAAGGCCGUCGGCGAGUCGGGCGAGCUCCCCCUCUCCUACUACCGCGUGAACGUUGCCGGCACCAUCUCGCUCCUCGAGUCUAUGCAGAAGAACAAUGUCAACAACUUUGUCUUCUCGUCGUCGGCCACCGUCUACGGCACCCCCGAGGUCAUCCCCAUCCCCGAGACGUCGCCCCUCCAGCCCGAGUCUGCCUACGGACGGACAAAGGCCAUGGUCGAGGAGAUCCUCCACGACGUCUGCCGCUCCGGCACCCUCGAGCGCAAGUCGCCCCUCAAGGCCGUCUCGGUCCGCUACUUCAACCCCGCUGGCGCCCACCCCUCCGGCAAGCUCGGCGAGGAGCCUCGCGGCAAGCCUGGAAACCUCCUGCCCCUGCUCGCGCAGAUGGCCAUUGGCCGUGAGAAGUCGGAGCUCAAGGUGUUCGGCAACGACUACCCCGGCUCGCCAGACGGCACCUGCGUCCGCGACUACCUGCACAUCAUGGACCUUGCCGAGGGCCACGUCCUCGCGCUCGACGCGAUCGCGGUGCCCGAGUCGCAGCCCAACAUCUUCUCGAACAACGACGCCAGGAAGGACGGCUUCUACCGCGCCUUCAACCUCGGCCGUGGCAAGGGCCAGUCUGUGCUCAUGAUGAUCGAGGCCAUGCGCAAGGCGACCGGCUUCAACUACCAGUACGAGAUUGUCGGAAGGCGUAUCGGCGACGUUCCCGACCUCACUGCCAACCCCGCGCUGGCUGAGAAGGAGCUGGGCUUCCUCGCCAAGCGCGACCUCGACAGCAUGUGCCGCGACCUCUGGAACUUCCAGACCAAGAACCCCAAGGGUUACGAGCCCAGCGCUUAAGCGUGGGCAGCAUAGGGAUAUAGUUUGAUAGAAUAUGGGAUAAUCUUGUCAUUGUA
Vanrija pseudolonga is the source of this 1425-nucleotide messenger RNA. Its product is annotated as UDP-glucose 4-epimerase. The transcript is spliced from 6 exons. The coding region runs from base 227 to 1369 and encodes 380 amino acids. Lineage: Eukaryota; Fungi; Basidiomycota; Tremellomycetes; Trichosporonales; Trichosporonaceae. Gene Ontology annotation, cellular component: cytosol. Gene Ontology annotation, molecular function: UDP-glucose 4-epimerase activity. The record is from RefSeq and is a predicted model, not a curated record. Gene Ontology annotation, biological process: beta-D-galactose catabolic process via UDP-galactose, Leloir pathway.